Messenger RNA from Populus euphratica (Euphrates poplar), 566 nucleotides. RefSeq names its product cytochrome P450 81F1-like. The coding region runs from base 26 to 361 and encodes 111 amino acids. Gene Ontology annotation, molecular function: heme binding; monooxygenase activity; oxidoreductase activity, acting on paired donors, with incorporation or reduction of molecular oxygen. NCBI's taxonomy places the organism in Eukaryota, Viridiplantae, Streptophyta, Magnoliopsida, Malpighiales, Salicaceae. The record is from RefSeq and is a predicted model, not a curated record. The transcript has 2 exons.
UGGAUUUCAUGUGCCCCGAGGCACAAUGUUACUGGUCAAUACUUGGAGCAUUCAUAGAGAUACCAAGCUGUGGGUGGAGCCAACAAAAUUCAUGCCAGAGAGAUUUGAAGGUGGAGAAGGUGGAGGGUAUAAACUGCUUCCAUUUGGUGCUGGAAGGCGGGCUUGUCCUGGGGCUGGUCUAGCCAAGCGAAUCAUAGGCCUGACACUAGGUGUCUUGAUUCAGUGCUUUGAGUGGGAUAGGGUUAGCAAAGAGGAGAUUAAUCUGACAGAGGGAACAGGGCUUACCAUGCCCAAAGCUGAACCACUGGAGGCGUUAUGCAGACCUCGCCAAUCCAUGGUCAACCUCCUCUCUUCUAUGUGAAGCAUAUGGAUGAUUUUCCUCAAGUAUGCUCUCUUUGUUUGCUCUGAGAUAUUCUAUAACUAAGGGAAUACUUUUUUCAUUGCAUCCACAAUAUAUAUAUAUAUAUAUAUAUAUAAGCAAUGAAAACCUGUCCCAACUUUGAUGAACAAACGAACCAGAAUGUAGUUUUGGCUUGCUUAAUUCCAGUCGCAUGUUUUGCUGGCAA